AUGCCUACUAUGCCGACCUCCAAGUUGGAAAACGUGUUCCGCAACAUGACCGGGGCUCAACAAGAUGAGCAAAAACAAAACAGCUCCUCUGUCAAUCCCGCAUGGAACACUGAGGAAUUGCUUGAGACUACGCUGGAUAAGAAUGGGAAUCCUGUCCCCGAUCGCUAUGCAUACACCGACGGCGAGAGGAUGUCCUCUAAAGGCCCUCAUCAACAGCCCGAGGCUGAUGCCUAUGAAGCUGCCACCGAAGACUUUGACUAA
This is a messenger RNA of Aspergillus melleus, 261 nucleotides long. RefSeq lists its product as uncharacterized. The record is from RefSeq and is a predicted model, not a curated record. Bases 1 to 261 code for a protein of 86 amino acids. Lineage: Eukaryota; Fungi; Ascomycota; Eurotiomycetes; Eurotiales; Aspergillaceae. The transcript has a single exon.